Lichtheimia ornata is the source of this 768-nucleotide messenger RNA. RefSeq lists its product as uncharacterized. Gene Ontology annotation, biological process: retrograde vesicle-mediated transport, Golgi to endoplasmic reticulum. Bases 1 to 768 code for a protein of 255 amino acids. Gene Ontology annotation, molecular function: SNAP receptor activity. Gene Ontology annotation, cellular component: SNARE complex; endoplasmic reticulum. The transcript is spliced from 8 exons. NCBI's taxonomy places the organism in Eukaryota, Fungi, Mucoromycota, Mucoromycetes, Mucorales, Lichtheimiaceae. The record is from RefSeq and is a predicted model, not a curated record.
AUGGUCGCUUCAGCCAACGACAUUACCAUCCACCGCCUCCUUAUCCAAUGCGAGCACCAAUUGAACAAUGUGAACGAGUGGUCAGAUGGCGAUAAAAGCAAAUAUGCAUUGUACAUUCGAUACUUGCAACAAUCCAAUAGCAGUCCUCGCUAUGCAGAACGUAUCCAAAGACUUACAGAUCGCUUAAAGCAACAAGAUAUGCAUGUCGAUACCAAUAAGGGUGUGAUGGAAAUGCAAGCAACAAAACAACUCGUAUUGGAUGGUUUGAAACGACUUCAACAACCUGAUGAACCUGAAUGGUUACAACAACUUAAAGCAAUGCCAGAGGAAGAGGAGGAGCCUAUCAAGCAGCAAAGUGAACGCGACAAGGGUCUAGAUACGCGUCGAGAAGAACAACAGGAGGAUCAUUUGCGAAGACGGCGACGGUCCACAACCCGUGAACAAGAGACAUCCAAUAUUGAGAACGUUUUACAGCAUCAUCGACAAAUGCAUGAUGAACUUACUGGGGACUUAAGUCGCAUGGCAGCACAACUCAAGCUCAAUAGCCAAUCAUUUGGUGAUACUUUGGCCAAAGAUGACAAGGUAUUACAAGAUGCUCAACAAGCUGUUGCCAACAACUUGGAUCGGCUACGCAAGGAGAGAAAGAGAUUGGAUGAGCACUAUUCAAAAUCUUGGGGGACUAGUUUUAUGACGAUGGGUGUUGUACUCUUUGUUUGCAUUGUAUUCUUUUUAGUUUUCUUUACCAUUAAAUUCCUCCCAAAAGCUUAA